AUGAAGCUCUCUCUUUCUGCUGGCUUUUUGGCCGUCUCGUUGGCCUACGCACAAGGCUCCAUCGACCAGUGGGCUGCGGGUGGCGCCGAAGACUUCCGAGGCCCUUGCCCCAUGAUGAACACACUGGCGAACCACGGCUUUCUCCCGCACAACGGCCGGAACAUCACCCGGGCAAACGCCAUCCACGCCCUGUCGACCGGCCUCAACUUUGACGAAUCGCUGGCCAGUCUCAUGUGGGAGCAGGCCGUCAUCGCCAACCCCGAGCCCAACGCCACCUUCUUCACGCUCGACCACCUCAACCGGCACAACGUGCUCGAGCACGACGCCAGCCUCAGCCGGUCGGACGCCUACUUCGGCAACAACCACGUCUUCAACCAGACCGUCUUCGACGCGUCGCGCGCGUGGUGGACGGACGCGACGCUCACGCCGGCCAUGCUCGCCAACAGCAAGCUCUUCCGGCAGAUCGAGUCGCGCGCCGCCAACCCGGACUACACCUUCUCGUCGAGGGUCGAGGCCUUCAGCCUGGGCGAGGUGGCGGCGCCGCUGAUCGUCUUUGGCGACCACGCCACCGAGACGGUGAGCAGGGAGUGGGUCGAGUAUUUCUUCGAGAACGAGCGCCUCCCCACCGAGCUCGGAUGGACCAAGCAGGCGGAGACGGUCGCGUUGGACCUCAUCAUGCACUUUUCCGAGGUGGUUGAGAACGCGACGAGUUUGAUCACCGGGGAUGCGACGACGUCGCCGCACGCGAAGAGGGGGGGGGACUUGCACGCGGGGUUCGGGGCGGCGGUGCGCCAGUGGAAGGCUUAG
Diplodia corticola is the source of this 807-nucleotide messenger RNA. RefSeq names its product chloroperoxidase protein. Gene Ontology annotation, molecular function: peroxidase activity. The transcript is spliced from 4 exons. The record is from RefSeq and is a predicted model, not a curated record. NCBI's taxonomy places the organism in Eukaryota, Fungi, Ascomycota, Dothideomycetes, Botryosphaeriales, Botryosphaeriaceae. Bases 1 to 807 code for a protein of 268 amino acids.